UUGAGUUAAUUGAUCCUUUUUGUAAAAUCUAUACAUCGGUAUACUUACCACUAACCCUUCACAACCUUGCGAAUCCCGGCAUAAUGUGUUCAGGGGAAAAAGUAUAAGCUUUACCUUUCGAUUUUAGCAAACUAUUAAACGUUUAUAUUAAUAUAAAGUAUUAAACGAAUGGGCUGAAAAACAAUUGUUAAGAUAAGAAAUUAUGCGAAAUAAGUAAGAAAGUAUAUACCAUAGUAAUAUCACAGCGACUUGCGUUUCGAAUCGUACAACGGUGUCAGUUAGAAAACGAGCGUGUGUUUCAUUUAUAAGCAAUGGGUUGUCCUGCGUGACGUAUUCAAAUGUUUGCGCCACCAUCAGAAGCCGGUACCACCGUUAAAGGUAUGUGUUUUGACCGCUGGUGACGUCACAAUGCUCUGUAGGACGAUUGGAGGAACGAAAAAAACGCUCUUUCUAAGGACAUGCCCUCAGCGUUCGCUUUCAUUCGAGUGGUGACCAUUGAACGGUUCAGACGGUCAAACGGUUUGUGCGACCCCCAUGAGCAUGAAUCGAAGUAGUGCAUGUGUGUGACCAUUUAGGCACCGGCUUCAUCAAAGUUAUUUAAGUGUUGGAUCAGGAAAAAAGGAAUUAUAGAUUUCAUAACUCUGAUUUGCUUCGAAAAAUGUAGUGGAUAAUAGAAAAGUUCCAAUAUGACCCCUUGGCAAACGUUGCGUGGCACACGUGUAAUGGUUUUUUUUUCUAUGGCCCAGUGUGUACGUUGUGUAAAUCUGUGUCCAAGUAGAAUACGUGUGGCUUUAAGUGUUUAAACAGUCCGGAACCCUACAGAAGAAACCCACGGCCCGUUUGUAGCGUUCGUGGUAAAGGUGUUGGUUUGUGUGUUGCGUCUGUUGCGAUCAUUAUUUCCCCCUUUUUUCAAGCAAUGUCCACAAAGCGAUGUGUGCGCGCGCGUUGCAUCAUGAAUAAUUAAGGAUCCGCGCGCCUGUAAACCUUUCCGAUUCCGAGUUGGAAACCGUUGGCGGCGACGACAAAAAAAGGAGGAAAAACAGUUGCUCGAAAAUGCCGUACGGAAAGUGGCAUAUAAUUACACCCAAACGCAAGCAAGGGAACGUCGAAAUUGGUCAAUGUUUUUGGAGGCGAAGUAUUCGAUGUUAGGAUAUUAGGACUCUAUCGCGUGGAUUUCUCUGGCUUGAUGGAGUUCAUAACUUAUGCAAUGGGACCGAAAUGCCUUUGUCCCGUUGUGUUGACACCUUCUGUGACACUUCCGUUGCAGUGUGUGUCUGCGUGUGCGGGAAACAGGGGAACAAGAGUAGGUUACCCAAACAAAACCAAACUCUCGUUCCCUGUGCCUAUUAGAAGGCGGUAAACAAGUGGCAGAGCUCUGACAGGGAUUCCACUGUAUUGACCCGAUUACCCUGCGGUUCUGGUGGAGGGAGAAAGAUCUGCACGAUGGAUCGGAACCAAGUUUCGAAUCGCUGGGCACCAAUUUUCGUGAAAAAGGUGGACGUCUCCGUCGUCGGGUUCCAUUUGCAACUGGGGGCUGAUGUUAUCUUUCACCGGUAAAAGUUUCCCGCGAGUAGGUGGUACCAUUAAUGGGGCGAAUUGUUAACAGAUAAUUGAGCUUUUCGUAGUCGAAUUGAUUGAUUGAUUGAAAGUGAAUUGGGAAUUCUUCGGUGGUAACGUUGAUGGCACCGUUGUAUUCGUACGCCAUUCGAUUUUUCUCGGUGUAAAUUGUGUCACUCUGUCUGCGGUGUGUGUCUCUUUUGGGAAUUGGGAGAGGUAAUGAUCGCACGAAAAGUAAUGUGUUUUUUUUUUGUACGGUUAAGAUCGUCAAAUUCGUGACCGGAUUCAAUUUGUAGCUGCGAGAUAAACAUGUGUCCACGUCGUUUAAGAUCCUUAUCGGUAAAAUACGAACAAACGAAAUUCGAUGUCCAAUCAUCAAGAUGUAGUGCUGUGGUCUAUGUAGGUUAAACACAGGUACGUUUUUGUAGCAAGAAACAUUGGAACUGUCUUUUCAGUCGUUGAACUAUCUUGCUUUUGUGUAGACCCGCACGAUGGUCAUGUUGAAAUGAAUUAUUAAACUAGUGCUCUGUAAAGUGAUGAUCGCGUAGCAGUACAAUAAUCGGUCAAUGAGCUACGGGGGUCUCGUCCCGGGUCAUGUAAAGAGUGCCACAAACGUGUAGGAACGUGUAGUUUCGGUGAGUACUUAACCGUGAUGGUGCUACCAAAAAACACGUCCAUAAAUGUUUUAGCAUAUGUGACCAUUUGAGAGUGACAUGUAAUCAACUCCCACGAGAAGCAAACAAAUCUACAAAUUAAUGACAAACACACGCUAACAAUCACAUUAAACGGUAGCUAGGGAAGAGAAGAAGAAAACAAACAACCACCGAACGGAGGUCACUGUGAGUUUGUGUGAAGGUUUUUGUUUAUUUUCUCACUUCACUGUUGGCGCUAUUGUGUGGCCGAAGGUGGAGCUAACAGCAGUGCUUAGUUUCGCCUCACAUCCCACGGUUCAGGAUGGUGUACAAACCACCAGGCACCUCCACCACGACACGUGGUAUCUCACCGCAGCGACCACAGUACCCAGCCAACCAGCGUCCAGGUGACAUCCAGCGUGGUCGACGACGGGCCAUAUUGCCGGGAGAGACUUCCUACAACAAUAACCACACCGGCGGCAGUGUGCGCAGUAAGCUAAACAAUCAUGUCGCACCGGGUGACCGAGGUAAUACGGGAACAUCCGGCAGUGGUGGUGGUGGUGGUGGUAUGAAGCGUUCGAACAGUCUCAACAACAAGUAUAACAAUACGGUGACAACGUCGCAGACACGUCGUUCAAACAGCAUCGAACGGAUGAACAAUGGCAAGGUGUACCGUGGACGUAGUCCGUUGCGAAAUUCCACCUCAAAUCUAAGCACGACUAGCGGUACCAUUGGCCAUAAUGGUACCAACCGGAACCAGCCGGUGCUGAUCCGUUCCAGAGGAAAUGACAUCGGUAGCAUCGACAAUUUAGAUAACAUCACUCAAGCAUCGACUGGCAGUAGCAACUCGAUGCCAGGAACACCAGAAGAUAACAUCAAUGUGGUGGUGCGAGUGCGUCCGUUAAGCACUAAAGAGGCAAGACAUGGUGAUGAGAUGGUGGUACAAUUUCCUGGAAAUGGCCAAAUCUUGUGCGAUGGAAUUCCGCUAAGUUCGGGGGCAGGUGGACAGAAACCGAAGCUGUUUUCGUACAACGUUGUGUUCGAGCCGGGUGCCACACAGGACGACGUGCUGCAGUACUCCGGUAUAAAACGACUGAUCGAGAUGGCGAUCGAAGGGUUUAGUUGUACUGCGUUUUGCUACGGUCAGACCGGUUCGGGUAAAACACAUACACUUACUGGACCACCGGAAUUGUUUUAUCGUAAACCAGACCCAGCCCACGAGGAUCAUGGAUUGGUUUUUCGCUCCUUUCUAUAUUUGUUCAAGCUGCUACAAGAGCGGAAAGAUACCAACUUUAUCCUGAAGGCAUCGUUCCUGGAGAUUUACAACGAAAAGGUGAUAGACUUACUGAAUCCCGGCACGGCAAGAAAACCGCUCGCCGUACGAUGGUCCAAAAAGUCACGUGGCUUUUUUGUGGAGAAUUUGUUCACCGUUGACUGCGAGGAGCUGGACGAUCUACUAGCGGUCCUGGAGGAAGGAAUGCGAAAUCGGCACGUCGGUGCUCAUCUGAUGAACGAUUAUUCCUCCCGUAGUCAUACGAUCCUGACGGUGCACAUCACUUCCGAGCAGCAGGCGGAAGGUGGUGUUUUCAUUUCCAAGCAGGGUAAAAUUAACUUUGUCGAUCUAGCAGGCAGCGAGAUGACGAAGAAAACGCACAGCGAGGGUAAAACGCUGGAGGAGGCUAACAACAUCAACAAGAGUUUGAUGGUUUUGGGGUAUUGUAUUGCGUCAUUAAGCGACUCGAAGAAGCGAAGUGGGCACAUUCCAUAUCGGGACAGCAAGCUAACCAAGCUGCUGGCGGACAGUCUUGCAGGAAACGGAGUGACUUUGAUGAUUGCUUGCAUUUCGCCGGCCCAUUCGAAUGUGACCGAAACGGUGAACACGUUGCGUUAUGCGGCACGUGCUAAGCGUAUCCGCACGAAGCCCAUCAUCGUGAUGGACCCACGGGAAGCUCUCAUCCUGAGCUUAAAACGAGAAAUUGGAGCACUGCAGGUAGAAAAUGAACACCUCAGAACGGCGCUCAAUCUGCAGACAGAAGCACAGGACAUCAACAGUCAGGUGGAUCUGUUGGAGCGUCGACCAGUACCGCGCACUCCACCCAAGGUAGAUGUGGAAAAGCUCACCGAUAUGGAGGGCAACGAACUGAAGGAACUGGUGAAGGUGUACAUCAUGGAAAAUCAAGCGUUACGUCAGGAGAAUGCCGAACUGUACUCGACGCGGGAAAUGAUCAUCCGAGAUCAGGAACUGGUGUGUCGGGAGAACGAGCGAUUGCUCAAAAAGUUGGAGGAUGUUAAUUCGGUUUGUUGCCGCUCUCCGAUCAUACCGGCUCGACCGACAUUUUCAGCCGAAAUGCUGAAUUUAUCUGCCGCGAGCGGUGACGUGGAAGUGUCGAAUAUUUGGCGCAAUCCGCUCAGUUCUAGCGCCGAUAGCAUGAAUCGGUACAGGAAUGAAUCGCUAGACGGACGUGUGUCGGCAAAUGAGAAUAAAAUUCCCGAACUGCUUCAAAAGGAACUGGACAAACGCCGGAUCGGUGAUAGCAUUACAACCAUUGCUAACAACUUAAAGCGCAACAAUUCAUGGGACAACACAAAUCGUUCGAAUGGCACGGGUCAUGGCGUGAAAUUAGCCUCCCGCAAAGGUUCGGCAGACAGUCGUCAUUCGGAUCCAAGCCAGGCAAGAUCGAGUCAAACAAGAAUUAUAGACCUCACGCAAAUUCCCUAUCAGAUGGCACGCUCCACUGCUGCGUCUCAACCGCCCUGGAGACGUUCAGCACAAAGGGCGGCAAGUGCUCAAAAACCAGCAACGCCAAUGUUUGUCCGGAAAGAGAACAAUCUGCUCGCUAAGAGCAAAUCGACAGACGAAGGGCUUCUGCCAUUGAGGCGGAACGUGUUCGGUAGUCUACUGUCGCUUGAUGCCGAAAGCAACAUUUCACCUUUGUGAAACAGCAUGAUCAGCUAAAUGAAGCUAUGCACUCGCAUCAAUCAGGAACUGGAAAGUGCAUCGGAAAGGAAAAUCAUGUGAUAAUGUACUGAAGCGCAGGGAUUUAAAAGUAUGGUCAAAAACACAGUGCAAUUGCCGCCACAUUAAAACAAUAAAAAUCAUUCUACUUUGGAUACACCACUGUAAUACGUGGUAAAAUAAAUAAUUGAUAAACAAAA
This is a messenger RNA of Anopheles funestus (African malaria mosquito), 5345 nucleotides long. It is a transcript of the gene Klp54D, whose product is annotated as kinesin-like protein KIF12. The transcript is spliced from 12 exons. Gene Ontology annotation, biological process: microtubule-based movement. Bases 2512 to 5127 code for a protein of 871 amino acids. The record is from RefSeq and is a predicted model, not a curated record. Gene Ontology annotation, molecular function: ATP binding; microtubule binding; microtubule motor activity. Lineage: Eukaryota; Metazoa; Arthropoda; Insecta; Diptera; Culicidae.